CAAUUAACUCCCUUCCGCUUCCUCCUCCUCCGUCUCCGACUCCUCCUCGUCUGUCCUCUCCCCUUCGGCCCUUCCUUCCUCUUUCACUCCUCCGCCUGUCCCCUGUCCCUUGCUCUCUGCUCCGUUCCUUGAUCCAGAUUCCGGAGCGGUGACGGCACCCAGCCCGAUCGUCCGUCUCCGUCGAUCCCCCGAAGCCCUAGGAGGAACCCUGCUCCGCGUCGAAUUCGGUCGCGGGCUGAUUUGAUCCCGAGAAUUCGCGGGGGGACGCCGGCGCCGGCGGCGGGGAAUCGGAUGGUGUAGGAGGGAGAGGGGAAGGAGGAAAGGUCCCGGAUUUCUGGGGCGCGCAGGCGGGCGGCCAUGCAUCUGUCGCUGUGGAAGCCGCUCUCCCACUGCGCCGCGCUGCUCCUGGACAAGAAGAACCGCCCGCCGCGGCCGCCGCCGGCGGGCGCGGGGUCCGGCGGCGGGCGGCGGCUGCAGGAGAGCAAGCUGCGGGAGGCGCUGGAGGAGGCGUCCGAGGACGGGUCCCUCGCCAAGUCCCGCGACGCGGCGCUCCUCGAUGGCGGGGACGGCGCGGAGGAGGGGUCCGUGGGGCGGUCCCGGUCGCUGGCGCGGCUCCACGCGCAGCGGGACUUCCUGCGCGCGACGGCGAUGGCCGCAGAGCGCGCGUUCCAGUCGCCGGACGCGCUCCCGGUGCUGGAGGAGGCGCUCGCCAAGUUCCUCGCCAUGUACCCCAACUACUCGUCCGCCUCGGACGUGGACCGCCUCCGCGCCGACGAGUACCCGCACCUGGACAAGGUAUGCCUGGACUACUGCGGCUUCGGCCUCUUCUCCUACCUCCAAAGCUGCAACCCUGCCGACUCGUCGGCUGCGUUCACGCUCUCGGAGAUCACCGCCAACCUCAGCAACCAUGCGCUCUACGGCGCCGCCGAGAAGGGCACCGCGGAGCACGACAUCAAGAACCGCAUCAUGGAUUACCUCAACAUCCCCGAGUCCGAGUACUGCCUCGUCUUCACGGUCAGCCGCGGCUCGGCCUUCCGGUUGCUCGCUGAGUGCUACCCCUUCGGCACCAACAAGCGCCUGCUCACCAUGUUCGACCACGAGUCCCAGUCCGUGAAUUGGAUGACGCAGGCCGCGCGUGACAAGGGAGCCAAGGCGUACUCCGCCUGGUUUAAGUGGCCCACUCUCAAGAUCUGCACCACCGAGCUCCGGAAGCUGAUCUCCACCAAGAAGCGGCGGCGCAAGGACUCCGCCACUGGUCUCUUCGUGUUCCCUGUGCAGUCAAGGGUGACGGGGGCAAAGUAUUCCUACCAAUGGAUGGCAUUGGCUCAACAAAAUCACUGGCAUGUCCUGCUCGAUGCUGGGGCUCUGGGUCCGAAGGACAUGGACUCGCUGGGGCUGUCGCUGUUCCGCCCAGACUUCAUCAUCACCUCAUUUUACAGAGUGUUUGGGGCUGACCCAACUGGUUUUGGAUGCUUGCUGAUCAAGAAGUCGGUAAUGGCGUGCUUACAGAGCCCAAGUGGCGGGACGGGGGCAGGGAUGGUGCGGAUUGUGCCAGUCUUCCCACAGUAUCUCAGUGAUUCAGUUGAUGGGUUUGAUGGUGUCCUGGAUGGGCUGGAGGAUGAUAAUAUCAUUCCAGUUGAGGAGGGGUCAGCAUCGAACAGCCACCAUGCAUCCCAAUUGCCUGCAUUCUCGGGCGCAUAUUCAUCAGCGCAGGUGAGGGAGGUUAUUGAGAGCGAAAUGGACCAGGACAGUUCAGAUAGGGAUGGUGCCAGCACAAUAUAUGAAGAGAGUGAGAGUGUUUCUGUUGGAGAGGUGAUGAAGAGCCCUGUGUUCAGUGAGGAUGAGUCAUCCGACAACUCCUUCUGGGUUGAUUUGGGACAGAGUCCACUUGGUUCAGACCAUUCAGAGCAAUCAAGCAAGGGGAAAUUGGGAUCUCCAUUGCCAGCGUCCUGGUUUUCUGGUAGGAAGAAUGCUAAGAAGGCGUCGCCAAAGGUGCCAUCCAAACUGUCAAGAAGCCCUAUUGAUGACAACAAUGUUAUGUCAUUUGAUGCAGCCGUGAGGUCGGUAUCACAAGAGCCAGGGCCUGUGAAAAUGGUUCCAGAUGAAGAUCAUUCACAUAAUGACAUGAAGAAUAUCCCUAUUAGUGAGAUUGAAGAAGAUAAUAAAGAUGGUAAAGUAAAUAAGAGGUUUGUAAAGUUUUCUUGUGCCAAUGGCCCUGCUGAAGGCAGUGCAACCUCUGUUUUUGGGAGCUGUACUGCCCGUGAGAAUGGUUCCACAUCUGAGAUUUGCUCAGAAAGUCAAGCGGAAAACAAAGAGAGUGCUAUCAGAAGGGAAAAUGAAGGUGACUUCCGUCUACUGGGAAGGAGGGAAGCAUACAACGGCAGAUACAAUGGUGGAAGAUUCUUUGGAGUAGAAGAAUCGGAACGAGUGUCAAGUAUGGGGCGCAAGGUAUCAUUCACCAUGGAUGAUAGCAGGCUCUAUCGCAAUUCAGAUGCUGGGGAAACAUCUGGGUAUGCAAUGGCAGAUGACGAGGACGACGAUGCAUACAGUGACUACGAUGAGGCUCAGGAUGGCAGGAGAGAGCCCGAAAUUAUCUGCAAACAUCUUGAUCAUGUGAAUAUGCUUGGACUUAGCAAGACAACACUUAGAUUGCGAUACCUGAUCAAUUGGUUGGUGACCUCAUUACUGCAGCUCCGGUUGCCUGAUUCAGGGGAUGGCGAGGGGGUACCCCUUGUUUAUAUAUAUGGUCCAAAGAUCAAAUAUGAUCGUGGAGCAGCAGUUGCAUUCAAUAUAAAGGAUUGCAACACUGGAACCUCCCUGGUCAAUCCUGAAACUGUACAAAAACUGGCAGAAAAAGAAGGCCUCUCCUUGGGCGUUGGGUUUCUAAGUCAUAUACGCCUCACAGACAACCAGAAACAUGGUGCUGUUGAUGUGGGGCUAAGUUCUUCCUCUCCAGCAGCAAAUGGCCGUCGUGAAAAGAAAAAUAGCAAAAAUGCUAUUAUUGGGACCGAAGUUGUCACUGCUUCUCUUGGGUUCCUUACAAAUUUUGAGGAUGUCUACAGGUUGUGGGCAUUUGUUGCAAAAUUUCUUGAUUCAUCAUUUCUUGAGCAAGAGAGGCUAUCAUCUAUUCCUGAGGAUGCAGAAAGAUAGUAUUAGAUGAUUCCAGUUUAUGGCUAUCGCAGCUACUUCAUAAUAGAGGAGGGCUGCGCCAGUGUAAUUGAAAUUGAAAGGAGGAUAGAAGAAGAGAUGUCAAGGUGCUUCUGCGUAUUGUUUUUUUGUAUCUAAAUGUCUCAGCAUGGCAUCAAGGGGCAAUACAUGGUGGUGCGGCUGUUAUAUUUCUUCAUUCUUGUUUUCCCCCUUUUCUAGGCAUGUGACAUUUUUGUUUGUAGAUUUUGUUGGAGAUCUAUAUGUACCACCUAAUUAUUUUGAGUUGAGGAGCAUCCUUUCCAUGUACUUGCUUGUAAAUUGGCUCCAUUGGCCAUGAAAUAGACUCGCUCGCUUGUAUGAUUCUUGCAACAUGAAUAGCAUGGUGAUAGGUGAUUCUACCCUGUUCA
This is a messenger RNA of Sorghum bicolor (sorghum), 3554 nucleotides long. RefSeq lists its product as uncharacterized. The record is from RefSeq and is a predicted model, not a curated record. The coding region runs from base 358 to 3150 and encodes 930 amino acids. Lineage: Eukaryota; Viridiplantae; Streptophyta; Magnoliopsida; Poales; Poaceae. The transcript has a single exon.